UUUUUUAAUUUUCUUACUCUUUCCUCUCUCUUGCAAACGAACCGAUGGAACGAUGGAAGACUGGUAAACUUUCUUGCUGUUUCUGCGAAAGCACAAGGGCAUGACUAGGCAGAAAGUGAAACUUGCGUAUAUCAGUGAUGUGACGGCAAGGAAAUCGACGUACAAGAAAAGGAAGAAGGGUAUCAUUAAGAAGGUGAGGGAACUGACGAUUCUGUGUGGGAUCCCAGCCUGCGCAAUAAUUUCAAGUCCUUUUGAAGCUAAGCCAGAGAUUUGGCCAGAUCCUGAGGGAGCAAAGCAAGUGAUUCAGAGGUAUCUGGAUGCAUCUGUUAUUGAUGAAAGCAAGAAUGUGAACCAAGAGAGUUUCCUGAUUCAGAGGAUUGCCAAAGCCCAGGAACAGUUGAAGAAGCUGCGUCAGGAGAAUCAAGAGAAGGAGAAGAUCUUGUCCUUGUUCAGCUACAUGCAAGGUGAAGACCUCCCGACUGAUGUUCAAGAACUCAAACAACUCAAAAAGCUCAUUGAGAACACUCUGAAGGAAACUAAAAUCAAGAUGGACGACCUCAAUUUUGUCUUCUAAUGUGGAAAAAGGAGUCUGCUGAUAGGAACCAACAUUUUAUAUGAAUUCCCUAAUAAUUCCUAGCGCCAUUAUGUCCAUGUUCUCCCUCAUGAUUCACAGUGACUAGUUCAACAAUUCCUUUUUCAUAGCUGUGUAUUAUUCUGUUAGUUCUCUCCACUCUUCUAAGAGAAUUAGAGAUGAGAAAUUGAACAUAUUUUGGACUAUGAUGCAUGGGG
Messenger RNA from Vigna angularis (adzuki bean), 789 nucleotides. Its product is annotated as agamous-like MADS-box protein AGL80. The record is from RefSeq and is a predicted model, not a curated record. The coding region runs from base 101 to 574 and encodes 157 amino acids. NCBI's taxonomy places the organism in Eukaryota, Viridiplantae, Streptophyta, Magnoliopsida, Fabales, Fabaceae. Gene Ontology annotation, molecular function: RNA polymerase II cis-regulatory region sequence-specific DNA binding; protein dimerization activity; DNA-binding transcription factor activity, RNA polymerase II-specific. The transcript is spliced from 3 exons. Gene Ontology annotation, biological process: regulation of transcription by RNA polymerase II.